GGGCUGGGGUAAGGGCCGGUGGCGACGUUUUCGGAGCUGACCGAGAUGGCCACUGUGAUGGCUGCGACAGCGGCAGAGCGGGCGGUGCUGGAGGAGGAGUUCCAGUGGCUGCUCCACGACGAGGUCCACGCGGUGCUACGCCAGCUGCAGGACAUCCUCAAGGAAGCCUCUUACCGAUUUACUCUGCCUGGGACAGGAACGGAAGGACCAGCCAGGCAAGAGAACUUCAUCCUAGGAAGUUCCACCACAGAUCAGGUGAAGGGUGUGUUGACUCUGCAAGGGGACGCACUGAGCCAAGCGGAUGUGAAUCUGAAAAUGCCCAGAAAUAACCAGCUGUUACACUUUGCAUUCCGAGAAGACAAGCAGUGGAAACUACAGCAGAUCCAGGAUGCCAGGAAUCAUGUGAGCCAAGCAAUUUAUCUCCUUGCCAACCGUGAUGAGAGCUACCAGUUCAAGACAGGAGCUGAGGUCCUAAAGCUAAUGGAUGCAGUGAUGCUGCAGCUAACACGAGCACGAAAUCGGCUCACCACUCCAGCUACGCUUACGCUGCCUGAGAUUGCCUCCAGCGGCCUGACGAGGAUGUUUGCACCCGCUUUGCCUGCAGACCUUCUGGUGAACUUUUACAUCAACCUCAAUAAGCUCUGCCUGACUGUGUACCAGCUACAUCCUCUGCAGCCCAGCUCCACCAAGAACUUCCGCCCUUCGGGGGGAGCUGUAAUUCACAGCCCAGGAGCCAUGUUUGAAUGGGGUGCCCAAAGAUUGGAGGUGAGCCACGUGCACAAGGUGGAGUGUGUGAUUCCCUGGCUCAAUGAUGCCCUUGUCUUCUUCACUGUCUCUCUGCAGCUCUGCCAGCAGCUCAAGGACAAGAUCUCAGUCUUCUCCAGCUACUGGAGCUACAGGCCCUUCUGACCAAGAGGAACCUGACAGAUUCCCCCCGGGAAAGAGGUGCCUAGCCCAAGGUUCGGUCCCUACGGGGGCUGAGGUAGCCCCCCACAAGGAAUCCUGGAGGGAGCAGCCUAGACAAGGUAUAGCAUGCUGCUGGUUCAGCAUGGGCAGUGCGUUAUUUAUUUCCCUCGUGGCCCCCAGGCUCGGAGAAGCCCUCUCUGCCAGGUACAAGUGCAUGAAUGCUAGUGACCCCUGGAGAAGUGGGUCUGAGGCCAGAGUAAGGAUCUGAAGGGAACUCGGAGGGCUCCGAGGGGCCAGUUGUUCGGGAGCCCCGUGUGACAGACACUGACUGAGGAAGCACCUCGUGAGACAGAAAUCCAAAGGCUGGGCCGAGGGAGAACGGGGGCCGCUCCGCCUUCCCAGCCCCAGCUUCCUGAGGUGUCCAUGACCUUUGGACCCAAGGGGAGGGAGGAGCACAGGCAGAAGCUCUGGUUCUGCUCCCUCCUCAACAGCAAAGCUCCCCACUGCACACCGGCUUGGAGGGGUGUGGGGAGAGUGAGAGGCGUGACAAUACAUGUAAAGGGUGGCUGCCUGUGUUUGGGCUGUAAUCUUCCUAUUUGUUCUGUAAAAGUAUCCGUCAUCUGCUGAGAAAUAAAGAAUCAAGACCCAA
Gracilinanus agilis (Agile Gracile Mouse Opossum) is the source of this 1555-nucleotide messenger RNA. RefSeq names its product rogdi atypical leucine zipper (gene ROGDI). The transcript is spliced from 11 exons. Gene Ontology annotation, cellular component: RAVE complex. The record is from RefSeq and is a predicted model, not a curated record. NCBI's taxonomy places the organism in Eukaryota, Metazoa, Chordata, Mammalia, Didelphimorphia, Didelphidae. The coding region runs from base 46 to 909 and encodes 287 amino acids.